Solanum stenotomum is the source of this 945-nucleotide messenger RNA. RefSeq names its product transcription factor bHLH52-like. Gene Ontology annotation, biological process: regulation of DNA-templated transcription. The record is from RefSeq and is a predicted model, not a curated record. Gene Ontology annotation, molecular function: DNA-binding transcription factor activity; protein dimerization activity. The transcript has 2 exons. Lineage: Eukaryota; Viridiplantae; Streptophyta; Magnoliopsida; Solanales; Solanaceae. The coding region runs from base 1 to 945 and encodes 314 amino acids.
AUGGCUAGUGUUAGCUACUAUUCUGCUUCUAAAUUGGAACCAAAUGUUGAAGAAUUCAAUUCAGAAGAAAUGCAGCACCUUCUCUUUGAUUUCAACUAUGAUGAUGGUCACACCUUUUCUGAUGAAAAUCAAGAUUGUUAUUUUGAUCCAGACGAGUUUAUUUUACCUGUCGAAAUGAAUAACAAUUCUUGUUUCAUGCCAGAGUACUCUGUUUUUGAGAAACAACAAGAGGUCGUUCAAGAUGACAUAAUGAAUAACAAUUCUUGUUUCAUUCCAAACUACUCUGUUUUUGAGAGCACCCCAAAACGUCAAAAGGUUUUUGACUUCCUUCCAAAUAGUACUAUAAUAACCCCGGCCACUCACAAUUCAUCAUUCAUGCCAGAGUACUCUGUUUAUGAGAAACAACAAAAGGUCUUUCAAGACAACUGUCAAAGUUUGUUCAAUGAGGGGUUUGUGCCAAAUCCUCCAAUGUUUGAGGAUUUUGCCUCGUAUUUGCUUCCAGAAAUUCCUAUGCCUGUUUUUAGCAGCAAUAAUGCUGGAGUUGUCGCGAAGAAAGGCGGUAGUAAUAAUAAUAAUGAGAAGAAGAUGUCAGCACAGAGUAUCGCGGCGAGGCAAAGGAGGAAGAAGAUUAGCGAUAAGACACAAGAAUUGGGUAAAUUGAUACCUGGUGGACACAGGAUGAAUACUGCUGAAAUGCUUCAAGCUACUUUCAAGUAUAUUAAGUUGUUGCAAGCACAAGCUGGACUUCUUGCAUUCAUGGGAUCAUAUCAGGAAUCAUUUGAAACAUCAAAUUUGCAGAAACUUGUUGGAUCUUCCUUGAUUCAAGAAAAGUUGUAUUCAAGUGAACAUUGCUUGGUUCCAAAAGUGUUCCUUGAAGCACUAGAAAAUAAUCAAGAAUUCCAAAAUUCACAAGUCCUUGAGGAAAUCAAAACUUUGAUCAAAUGA